CUCUCUUCUUCUUCUUUCUUAUUCUUUCUCUCUCAUCUUCAUCAUCUUCAUCAUCCCCUCCCUCUUUCUCACACUGAUCUGUAAGAAUAGUCAGACUCAAUCGCGAAUCAAGUCCACUUUCGACUUUACCGUUUGACCAUUAGUAUGAAUCGAAAACAGAUUAACCAAUUGUAUCAGUGAAUGUUGACCAAUUAUGGAAUUGUAACCAGAUUUUAAUCUGGAUCUUUUUUUUCCCUUCUGAGGAUUCACUGUAACUCUCUUUGCUCUCUGUCUUAAUUACAAUCAAACAACGAAAUUGUGUUUCAAUUUAAUUCUCGCCGGAUCAUAUAAGCAUCAUCACCAUCAUCAUCAUCAUCAUAACAAUCUAACAAUUAACAACAUCUCUACGAAUCAAUUUAAAGUGUUUGUGCAAUUCCAACAUCAAACAUGUUCCAACAAUUUACUCCAAGUUUCAUAUGUUUAAUAUUAACUGUUACUCUUUCUAACGGAAUAUUACUUCCUCGUCGAUUAUCACCUGAGAAUCAUGAUGAGUCCAUUUUAUCGCCGGUUUUCAGUCCACUUCAACUCGAAGAUACUUUUCACCUUGCCAAGGACAUUGUCGUUCAACGACGUAAACUCGAGGCCAAUCUUGAAAGAGACGGUUUGAUAACUGAUAUGAGUAAAGAAUCAGCUGUUACUCGUCAUCAAGCAGUUACUACAACGUUAGAACGAGGAAAUGAUUUAGAAAAGCGCCAAGAAGUUUUUGAAGAAAUGAGUAAACUUCUUGCUCGAAAUAUGUCCUAUGAUCCAAUUGUACCCGCUGCAACUGGAAUUGCAUUAGCACGUAUUGAACUAGUGGCACCCGAAACACGACAAGCAAUAGCCAAUUGUAAGGAAGAUCAACAUUUCCAUUGUGAUCCAUAUAAACCAUUCAGAAAUUCUGACGGUUCAUGUAAUAAUCUUCACAAUCCAAGCUGGGGAACACCAUUCAAUUGUUUCACUCGAUUGAUUCCUCCAUCAUAUGCCGAUGGACUAUCAGCUCCUCGUAUCUCAGUGACCGGAAGUUUACUGCCCAACCCAAGAGUUUUAUCAGCUGUACUUCAUCGGGAUCUAAACUACCCUGCAACUUACACCCACAUGACUAUGCAAUAUGGUCAAUUUUUUUCCCAUGACAUUGCCUUCACUCCAAGUUCAAGAACAAAGGAUGGUAAAAUGAUCCAAUGUUGUCCACCAUCACCAAAUAAUCACCCUCAAUGUUACCCAAUUUUGGUUCCAAAGGAGGAUCCAUUUUAUAGUGGAUACAAUGAGUAUUGUCUUAAUUUUGUCCGAACUGCAAUGUGCCCACAAUGUAAAUUAGGACCAAGAGAGCAAAUGAAUCAAAUCACCUCCUUUAUCGAUGGUUCCAUGGUCUAUGGAAGCAUGGAAAAUGAAACUCGAUCACUUUGGACUCGAUCUGGACCAGCUGGAAGAAUGCACAUCUCUGUGGAUGCUAAUGGAGGUGAAUUGUUACCUCAUUCACCUGAGCCCGAUUCUGAUCAAUGUAGUAAACCUUCAGAAAACAUGUAUUGUUUCAAAGCAGGUGACAAACGUGUGAAUCAACAUCCAGCACUUACCUCACUUCAUGUUGUCUUCCUCCGUCAACAUAAUAAAAUUGUCAAUGAAUUAAAAGCAAUCAACCCACACUGGGAUGGUGAAAGACUUUACCAGGAAGCAAGACGAAUCAAUGUCGCUCAGAUUCAGAUGAUUACCUUUGGUGAAUGGCUUCCAUUGAUUAUCGGUCCUGAUGCUAUGAAGUUCUUGAAACUUUACGUUCUCCCCUAUGGUUUUACUGAAUACGAUCCUUACACUAAUCCAAAUAUUAUCAAUGAAUUUGCUGGAGCUGCUUUUAGAUUUGGUCAUUCAUUGGUCAACAGUGUUUUCGCUGAGAUUCUUGAGAAUGGUAAACCUUCAGGUUAUCGAUUGAGGGAAAACUUUUUCACUCCAUUCGGUUUGUAUCAUGGUCAAUUGGAUGCCGUUAUUCGUGGUCUAGUUUCCCAAGCAUCACAGAAUCGUGAUCCAUUCAUCUCACAAGAUAUGAAGAAUCACUUAUACCGACCAAAGGACUCACCCUAUGGACUUGAUUUACCAGCGUUUAAUAUUCAACGAGGUCGAGAUCAUGGUAUCUCUGGUUACACUUCUUACCUUAAAUUUUGUUUCGAUGAAAAAAUUUACGAUUGGCAUCAAUUGGAUCAAUAUAUGCCCACAUCUCAACGAACUAAAUUCCAAAAUCUUUACAAAUCUGUUCAUGAUAUUGAUCUUUUCUCAGCUGGAUUAGCUGAAUAUCCCUUACCUGGUGCUGCUGUUGGACCAACAUUCACUUGUGUCAUUGGUAUUCAAAUGUACAACCUUAAAUUUGGUGAUCGUUUCUGGUUUGAACAUCGUGAUCAAGCUGGAUCAUUUUCACCAGAUCAACUUCAAGAACUUAGGAAAACAACAUUCGCUCAGAUCUUAUGUGCCAAUAGUGACAAAUUGAGUUAUAUCCAGAAAAAUGUAUUCCGAGGAGAAUCACAAAGAAAUCCAGUUGUACCAUGUAAAUCACUUCCAACUCCUGAUUUAAGGGCAUGGAGAGAGACAUUAAAUUAUCCUGGAUCUGAGGUUCCAAACAAUUAUCAUCCUUAAUUAAUUUCUAGGGAAAAACUUUUUAUUUUUUAAAUCUAAUUUUAAUUACUUUGAUUGGACAAUUAACAGAUUUAAGAUUAUAAUUGAUAUUAGCAAAUAAUCAACGACAUGGGAACACAAUUGAAGAUUAAUUUUUCAAUUAAUUCGCCGUUUUAAUUAACUUGAAAAUGUUGCGAAAUCUAAUUAGUAAAAUUAUCAUGAUUACAUCUCAUCAAUUGUAUACAAUCAAAUCAUCAGAAUCAUCAUCAUCAUCAUCAUCAUCAUCGUUAUCAUCUUAAUGAUUGUUACAAUUAACGUUUCCAUCAAUCAUGAUCCAUUGAAUUUCAGCUUGAAAGAAAUGAAAUUGAAACGAUUUAUAUCAAAAAGCAAAUUAGAUUCUAAUUACAAUCAAUUGAAUCUUUAAUUAUAUCAAUGAAUAUAUUUUUUAAUUGUGUUUUUCAAUCAAACCUAAAUUUCCCUGACAACAAUUACCCAUUAUAAUUAUUAAUUAAUUAAUAAAUAAAUGUAAAUAUAAAAAGAGAAA
Molecule: messenger RNA, 3160 nt
Organism: Panonychus citri (citrus red mite)
Lineage: Eukaryota; Metazoa; Arthropoda; Arachnida; Trombidiformes; Tetranychidae
Product: peroxidase-like
Exons: 12
Coding region: 427-2637 (736 amino acids)
Biological process (GO): response to oxidative stress
Molecular function (GO): heme binding; peroxidase activity
Source: RefSeq, a predicted model, not a curated record